CCGUCAUCGUAAAGUAGUACAACAUUUUCUUGUGAACAUCUCGCUGGCAUCACAAGUGGCUUGCACAUUUAAAGUAGGUUUCCUUUUCGGUUGAUAUACUUCAUCUCCAUGGCGAUUUGAUUUCAGGAUUCCUAUAUGUGUACAAUCAAUUACACCAAUUGCUGUCGGAAAUUAAACUUGCUUUGCCAUAUCCGCUUGGCCUCCAUCAGUUCAUGGUUGGUAGCUGGAAACUUGAUCCAUCCGUUCGACUGUGCAACUAUGCUGUUCACAACUCUAUCCACAGUCCCAGAUACCAUUGCUUGACUAACACCAAGUUCCUGACCAAUACCUUGUCGAUAUCCAGGGUCACC
This is a messenger RNA of Acanthoscelides obtectus, 350 nucleotides long. The record is from the annotation of a GenBank genome assembly. NCBI's taxonomy places the organism in Eukaryota, Metazoa, Arthropoda, Insecta, Coleoptera, Chrysomelidae.